This is a messenger RNA of Lepus europaeus (European hare), 1778 nucleotides long. RefSeq names its product peroxisomal biogenesis factor 11 beta (gene PEX11B). Lineage: Eukaryota; Metazoa; Chordata; Mammalia; Lagomorpha; Leporidae. Gene Ontology annotation, biological process: regulation of peroxisome size; peroxisome fission. Gene Ontology annotation, cellular component: peroxisomal membrane. The transcript has 4 exons. The record is from RefSeq and is a predicted model, not a curated record. The coding region runs from base 58 to 1005 and encodes 315 amino acids.
GCUUAGGGAAUAGGGAUGCUCUGAUGGAGGCACACGCACAAUAUCACGCAGGUGUCGAUGUGGAGACAAGCGCUUCGCGUCCCAAACUUCCGCUUCGAGGGCCAGCUCCACUCGCCUUCUCUUCUGCUGCUGUUUGUCCCUCGCGCGGCACCGUUGCGGCGCCCGGGAGGCGUGACUAGGGGCGGGAAGUGGAGCGGGAGCGGGGCCGCGGAGCCGAGGUGCCGCUGUCAUGGACGCCUGGGUCCGCUUCAGUGCUCAGAGUCAGGCCCGGGAGCGACUGUGGCCGCCCAGUAUGCCUGCUCCCUUCUUGGCCACGCACUGCAGCGACACGGGGCCAGUCCUGAGCUACAGAAACAGAUUCGGCAACUGGAGGGCCAUCUGAGCCUGGGCAGGAAGCUGCUACGCCUGGGCAACUCAGCAGAUGCUCUUGAGUCAGCCAAAAGAGCUGUGCACCUAUCAGAUGUGGUCCUGAGGUUCUGCAUCACUGUUAGUCACCUCAAUCGAGCCUUGUACUUCGCCUGUGACAAUGUCCUGUGGGCUGGAAAGUCUGGAUUAGCUCCCCGUGUGGAUCAGGAGAAGUGGGCUCAGCGUUCUUUCAGGUACUAUCUGUUUUCCCUCAUCAUGAAUUUGAGCCGUGAUGCUUAUGAGAUUCGCCUACUCAUGGAACAAGAGUCUUCAGCUUGUAGCCGGCGACUGAAGAGUUCUGCAGGAGGUGUUCCAGGAGGAAUUGAAACUGGGGGGCCCGGGGGCCCAGGGACUCCAGGAGGAGGCCUUCCCCAACUGGCUCUGAAGCUUCGGCUUCGAGUCCUACUUCUGGCUCGGGUUCUUCGAGGUCAUCCCCCGCUGCUGCUGGAUGUGGUCAGAAAUGCCUGUGAUCUCUUCAUUCCACUGGACAAGCUAGGCCUCUGGCGCUGUGGCCCUGGGAUUGUGGGGCUUUGUGGCCUUGUGUCCUCCAUCCUGUCUAUCCUCACCCUAAUCUGUCCCUGGCUACGACUCAAGCCCUAACAUCCUGGUAGAAGAUAAGGAAGGGACCUGAUUCGCUGAGAUGGAAUCUUACAUCAUCCCUCUUGUACCAGCCUUAUUCUAAUGCUGCUCCUGGAUUAGAGUUAAAAUCCAGUGAUUUUAGAAGUGGAGGGAGGAGCUUGGGGAAAAUGAGAUAAGGAAAGGUGACUGUGAAAUCAGUAGUGAUUGUAAUCCGCAGCUAUGCCUGAGCUUUGGUUCUUGUCCUCUGUCAUUGCUGUGUCUCUCUUGACAUUUCAGUACUUUGUCUCUCAAGUCUGUUUAAGAUUCUGUCACUAUACAUCUCUUUUUUAACUUUUAAGUCCUCUGUCCAAGAAUUUUAUCAGCAAAAUUAGUUUUUGAUAGAGGAGGUAUAAGGUGUGGUCUGUAAGAUUCUAACUACCUUCUUUUUUCUCACAGAGGUAGCUUGUGACAGAUUUUUCCUCUUUCAAACUCCAAAUCGUAAUGUUAAGACUUUAUAUCCCAGUGAACUCUCCUAGCUUUGUACCAUAGGUUAUUGAUUCUUCCUCCUCUUCCCCCAUGUCUCCCUCCCCAGCCUCCUUCAUAAUUUGGUCCUUACCCUUCCUGGACUUAAAUUUUCAGAUUUCUGCUUACUUUUAUUUCAGAGCUCUGACCCCUACCUGUUCUUACUCGUUCUUCGCCUGUCUGGCACGAUGCUGUCUCUAGCAUCUUGUAAAUAUUGUACAGUGAUUCAGUGUAAAUAGGUAUGGCCCUCAACUCUUCCAGGUCAGCAAAUUAAAGAUCAUUUUGCUCAUCAA